CUUCUCCUGCUCCUCUCCACGGUGCGGGCGGGCUGCUCCUGGGGACCUCGGAGGGACGCCCCCCUGCCGCCCGGGCACGCCGCCGAGGGUCGGCGCCCCUGGAUCGAUGGCCGCCCGCGCCGCCCCCGGCGUGCUGCUCGCGCUCCUCCUGCGCCCCGCCGCGGGCGCCCGCGCGGGCUCCGACGAGCUGUCCGCGGACCUGGCCGCCUCGGACUCGGACCUCGAGAUGCGGAGCGUCCGCGCCGCGCUGCAGGACCUCCAGGCCCGCGUCUCCGAGCUCGAGAGGGCCCGCGAAGACAAGGCUUGCUGCGCGGUUUGGGUCGGCGGGAAGCGCUCCGAGCCUGGGUCUGACGUCGUCGACUGGUGUACGACGAAGAAGACGUGCGAGCUGAACUUCGGCGAGCUCGUGGGCAAGAAGAUGGUUUCCACGGUCUUCAGCUGGGUCGAGGAGGGCGAAGACACCCUGGUAACGGACGUCGUGGACAUCAAGGACCUUGAGCACUGCAGGAAGAAGAGAGCGGGGGAGUGUCCGGCCUGAACCGCGGGCCCCCUCGCGCGCUUCGCUCUCCAAGAGCACACAUCCUGCCGCGGCACCAGCUCGUGGGACCCAGCGGGGCCCCGCUCUGUCCUACCCUGCAGCUUCGUGGCGUGAGCGAGGCAGCACCGCGCCCCGACCAGCACCUUCUCCCGGGGAGACUGCUUGCUUGGCUCCGCACACGGCGUUCCAGCGAGCGGGGUGGAAAAACGAAAGGUUCGGUGUGCAGCCCGCAGUGCUGGG
This is a messenger RNA of Prorocentrum cordatum, 778 nucleotides long. Lineage: Eukaryota; Dinophyceae; Prorocentrales; Prorocentraceae. The record is from the annotation of a GenBank genome assembly.